Gekko japonicus is the source of this 1407-nucleotide messenger RNA. RefSeq names its product THAP domain containing 5 (gene THAP5). Lineage: Eukaryota; Metazoa; Chordata; Lepidosauria; Squamata; Gekkonidae. The transcript is spliced from 3 exons. The record is from RefSeq and is a predicted model, not a curated record. Gene Ontology annotation, cellular component: nucleus. Bases 66 to 1352 code for a protein of 428 amino acids.
GGGGGAGGAGUUAUCGCUGAGGUACCAUCUGGGCGGGGACCGCUGGCGGCCGAGGGACCCCAGUGAUGCCGCGUUACUGUGCGGCCACCUGUUGCAGGAACCGAGCGGGGCAGAGUGCCCGAGACCAGCGCAAGCUUAGCUUCUACCCAUUUCCUCUCCAUGAUAAAGAAAGAUUGGAGAAAUGGUUACGGAACAUGAAGCGUGACACUUGGAUCCCCAGCAAGCACCAGGUCCUCUGUAGUGACCAUUUCACACCAGACUCUCUUGAUGUGCGAUGGGGUAUUCGAUACUUGAAAACAACUGCAGUGCCAACUAUUUUUUCGAUGUCUGAUAAUCAGGAAAAAGGGAUCUCCCAGGAAAAGAGAACCGAAGAUGACAAAGAAAAAACCCCAUGGAGUACAGCAGUUACUUCUUUAAAACCUUGUUCACCAAAGAGGGAUAAUAUAAUUGAAGAAAGGUUUUACAGGAAAGCCCUUUGCACAACUUUAAGCAAGUCUUCUGAACAGAAAACACUACUUCAGAAUGUCAUGAAAUCUGAAGACAUCGUAUCGCCAGAUAAUUCCAUUAGGCCGACUUUUGAACAAACAAGCCCCGUGGUAAUAACAAAUGAUGUACAGACUGUUGCAGCCAGUGAUUGCUGCACCCCAGAAAACGUGUGUUUUGACAGCUCUGUAGAACAUCUCUUUAGUGGUACAACCACAGUUUUGCACGCUACAGUUCACAAUCUUCAGUCAUGUCUUGAGUGCGUCUCAGAUCCUAAAGCCACAGUUCUGCAGCCUGCAGAUUUCCAACACUUGGAUUCAUCUCUAGAAUUUAGUAAUGUGACUUUACCUGUUAAUGCCCUCCCACCUGAUCAGCUAGAGUCUCACGUGGCAUGCUGUACAGUGGAAGUCAAGCCAUCUAGCGAAAACUCCUUGUUGCUCCACACUGUGUCGCAGGCUUUGGAACAGUUUAGUGGAGAGAAAGAGUCUGUUAUCACCAUUAUAGUUCCUUCAGAGGAUUCAAAAAACCCUUUGUUAUUAGAGAGCUCAAUUGUGCCAGUGGACCAGGAAUUAAUUGACAUUGAAGCUGAAGCAUCUGCAUAUAUCACCAGUGACAAUGGUCUUGAAGUGCUACAAGUGGAGCAUUCAUAUUGUAGGCAAGAUGUAGACAGGGAGCAACUCUGGCAAAAAAUUACAAAGCUGCACUCAAAAAUAGCACUUUUAGAAGUACAGGAGCAAAAGACUUUAGGCAGACUUAAAUCCCUGGAAGCACUUAUUGCCAAGCUGAAGCAGGAAAAUCUGCUUUCCGAAGAAAAACUCAAGAUUGUUGAAAAUUGUUUCACAACCUUUGAAGUGACUAUGAUACAAUAAAAGCUUUAAAGUGAUGGUUUCAACUAAUUCUUUGCAGUUCUCAGAGGGAAACAAA